Oppiella nova is the source of this 1500-nucleotide messenger RNA. The record is from the annotation of a GenBank genome assembly. NCBI's taxonomy places the organism in Eukaryota, Metazoa, Arthropoda, Arachnida, Sarcoptiformes, Oppiidae.
AUGAAGAAGCUGUUCCAGCGGUUGGACAACCGUAGCGACGGUCGCGAGGCUAACGGCGCGCCUGCGGGCAGUCACCCGAGCGGUGGUACCACUGGUGGCACCAGUUAUGCGGGGAAAGUGUUUUCGGUCAACAGAUACGAGUCGGUGACCGUCGAGGAGACCAUAGCGGAGGGCGGCUUCGCACUGGUCUUCCUGGUGCGGGCGGCCAAUGGGCACCGGUAUGCCCUGAAGCGCAUGUUCGUCAACAACGACUACGACCUCAAUGUCUGCAAACGCGAGAUCCAGAUCGCGGCCAACCUCUCCCCCCACAAGAAUAUCGUCGCUUUAGUCGACUCGCAGAUCAACUACUGCGGCGAUGGCGUCCACGAGGUGUUGAUGCUUAUGAACCUCUGCAGAGGCCAUGUCCUGCAGCUGAUGAACGAGCGGAUCACUCAGGGCUUCACCGAAGCCGAAGUGUUGCGCAUCUUCUGCGACAUUUGCGAAGCCGUCGCUCGUCUUCAUCACAAUCAGCCGCCGAUCAUUCACAGGGAUCUCAAGAUCGAGAAUAUACUGAUAUCGGAGAGCGGGUGCUAUCAGUUGUGUGACUUCGGGUCGGCGACCGUCAAAGUGUUGAGGAGUAGCGACACUCUGUCGGUGCUGGACAUCGAGGAGGAGAUCAAGAAGUACACGACAUUGUCAUACCGGGCGCCGGAGAUGAUCGACCUGUACGCUGGCCGCCCCAUAACGACCAAAGCGGACAUCUGGGCGCUCGGGUGUCUCCUCUAUAAGCUGUGCUUCUUUCAGUUGCCGUUCGGCGAGUCGACGCUCGCCAUACAAAACGCUCAGUUAGUCAUACCCUCGGCCUCCAAGUAUUCACACAAACUGCACGCUUUGAUUAAACUGAUGCUCGAGCCGGACAUCGACGCCCGGCCCGACAUAUUCGUCGUCUCCACUCUCGCCUUUCAACUCAUGGCCAAAGAGUCGCCCGUCGUUAACGUCAACAACAGUACAGUUCCCAAGUGGUCGGCGCUGUCGCUGCCGAUGACGGAGGCCGAGGCGCGCGACGCCAAACGUAAUGCCAAACAGACUACAAAUGUGAUUAAUAGUAGAGAAGUGCCUCCUUUCACACCCAUCGGCACCACCAAUACUCCCGGUGCGGUCGAGGGCACGAGCGUUGCCCCGCGACAGAGACCCAAAGGCGGCACAAGUGGUCAGUUAUCGAUACAAGUAUUAUCUGCCGGCGCUAUGAACCGAGCGACGACACCAGUUGAACAGUCGACUAGCAAACUAAUACCAAAUCAGUCAAUCAGUACAUCGCAAAGCUUUACAUCAGGCACUCAGUUGUUGGCCUCGCAGUCCCAGUCCCUGCCCAUAACAGCGCCGACAUCUAAUCUGGUCUCCACUUCGAGUAACAUUCGCCAACAAACUGUUGUCGCAACGACUGACACCACAAUUACUAUUGGGACAGCGCCUGGAGUUCGGCGAACGCAGACGCCUCCCGGAGCCACAUCGCCAACAGAC